UUAUAAGUUCCAGUCAGUAAUAUUUUUAUUUUCUGAACAAAAACUGGAAUGUGAAAGAGCUUGGCGGGAGAUCGAAAUGGCGCAGAAAGAGUUACGAUUUCAAAGGGAGUUAUUGGAGAAUGCUCGAGCGAAUUUUCAAUCGAAGAAAGACAGCGAACUGUGUCUUAUAGAAAAAGAAAGAUGUUCACUGGAGCAAAUUAAGGAUGGUCUAAAGAUUCAUGAAAAGAAUCUUGAUCAAAGACUGCAGGAAGCGAUUAGAAAAGCACGCGAAAAGGAUAGGACUCGAAUAAUGCAAAUGAUUUCUGAAUGGAAUAAAAAGAAGCGAUAUUGUCGAAGAAAUAUGAACUAG
Messenger RNA from Brugia pahangi, 349 nucleotides. The record is from the annotation of a GenBank genome assembly. Lineage: Eukaryota; Metazoa; Nematoda; Chromadorea; Rhabditida; Onchocercidae.